AUGGCUGGCAGUGAGGAGCUGGAACUGUGGCUCAAUAAAGCCACUGACCCAGGUGUCCCUGAGGAAAACUGGGAAUUCAUCCAGCAGUUCUGUGACCGGGUGAAUGCCAACACAGAAGGCCCAUCGCUUGCACUGAGGCUGCUGGCACACAAAAUCCAGUCCCCACAGGAGGUGGAAGCUCUCCAUGCUCUCACAGUGCUAGAGACCUGUGUGAAUAACUGUGGGGAGAGAUUUCACCAUGCAAUGGCCAAGUUCAGGUUUCUGAAUGAGCUGAUUAAAGUGCUCUCCCCCAAGUACUAUGGGACCUGGUCUUCAGAGCAAGUCAAGUCACGGGUGACAGCAGUGCUGUUCAGUUGGACUGUCUGGUUUCCUCAGGAAGUGAAAAUCCAGGAUGCUUAUCAGCUGCUGAAGAAAGAAGGGAUUGUAAAGGAAGACCCUAGGUUGCCAGAAGACAAAAUUUUACCUCCCCCUUCUCCAAGACCUCAGAAUUCUAUUUUUGACACAGAUGAAGAGAAAUCCAAGCUUUUAGCAAGGCUCCUGAAGAGCAACAACUCAGAAGACCUGCAGGCUGCCAACUGCCUGAUCAAGAGCAUGGUUCAAGAGGAGCAAGAGAAGUCAGCCAAGGUGUCCAGAAGAGUGAGCACCAUCAGGGAGGUUUCUGAGAAGGUUCAGUGCAUGGGGGAAUUUCUGGAGGCCCACAGGACACAGGAGUUAUCCAGACCUGAGCAGGAGGCUCUCCAGACUCUGCUCCAGCAUGGUGAGAAGCUCAGGCCCCUGCUCUUCCGCCUCGCCAGUGAGACAGUCGACGAUGAGGAGGCUCUAGGUGAGGUCCUGCAGGCCAGCGAGGAGCUCACGCAGGCACUCAGACACUGCAGGCAACUUGUACCCAGCCAGCAAAAUGGUGGUGGAGGAGCUUCAACCACCAGCUCUGCUGAUGUGCCAGCACCACAGGCAGCCCCAAGGCACACGAAGAGCUACACACUGAUUGACUUCUCUGAACUGGAGGGGACCUGCCAGUGUCCUACAGCCCAGUCUGGGAGCAGAGCCACCACUGCCCACUACAGCCCUGCCUGCCUGCUUGAGGAGCAGCUCCAGGCCUUAGGUCUCAGUGAUUCUCCUGUUGCACAGAAACCACCACCUGAUUUUGGCUCAGCAGAGGCUGCUGCACACAAUGGAUAUGGUGCAGCUCCAAGUGCUGUUCAGACACUGGGCCAGCAGGAGGGCUGGGAAGAGAGCUCUCCAGAGAAGAGUGAGCUUCAGAGCCUGGCUGAUCAGCUGCCUCCACCAUCCCAGACCAAGCCAUUGUCCUGGGAUUUAUCAGCAGUGAACUUGCCCCUUCCAGCUCUUCUAGACAGGUCAAAGGCAGAUACUUCAUCCUCCAGCCUAGGCUGCAAGCUGAAGCCUACUGCCUCUUUGCAUCCAGCUUCCCAUGGUGCUUCUCUGGAAAACCUUUUUGUCCCUUUAAUUUCAAUUACACUGAGCAGGAUCUGCCCCCUUACUGUGUAUGACAGGAAUGGGUUCAAGGCUAUGCUCCACUUCUCCAGAGACCCAGCCCCUGGCCGCCCAGACGUGCUGGUGAUGGUGCUCUCCAUGCUGAGCACAGCAGCCCAGCCAAUCCAGGACAUAGUGUUCCAGGCUGCAGUCCCCGAGCCCAUGAAGAUAAAGCUGCAGCCAGCAUCAGGCUCUGCUCUGCCAGCCUUCAGCCCCCUGCUGCCACCUGCCCUGCUCUCCCAGGUCCUGCUGCUUGCCAACCCACGCAAGGUUCCCAUCCGACUGAGAUACCAGCUGGCGUUCACCCAGGGCCUGCAGCCCUUCAGUGAGGUGGGAGAGGUGACCAGCUUCCCAGAAGCAGAGCUCUGGGGCAGGAGCUGA
This is a messenger RNA of Indicator indicator, 1872 nucleotides long. RefSeq names its product golgi associated, gamma adaptin ear containing, ARF binding protein 2 (gene GGA2). Gene Ontology annotation, molecular function: ubiquitin binding; small GTPase binding; phosphatidylinositol binding. The transcript has 17 exons. Bases 1 to 1872 code for a protein of 623 amino acids. NCBI's taxonomy places the organism in Eukaryota, Metazoa, Chordata, Aves, Piciformes, Indicatoridae. Gene Ontology annotation, biological process: intracellular protein transport; vesicle-mediated transport. Gene Ontology annotation, cellular component: trans-Golgi network. The record is from RefSeq and is a predicted model, not a curated record.